Messenger RNA from Brassicogethes aeneus, 450 nucleotides. The record is from the annotation of a GenBank genome assembly. NCBI's taxonomy places the organism in Eukaryota, Metazoa, Arthropoda, Insecta, Coleoptera, Nitidulidae.
ACAUACUAUUCGUCUUGAAUUAGAAUGAAGGUGCAAAUGUUUACAUUGUUUUUUACGUUGGUUUGUUUAGUCAAUAGUAGACCCAAUAGUAGCUACACCAUUAAAUAUGAUAACGUAAAUUUGGACCAAAUUUUAAAAAGUGACAGACUAAUGAUGAAUUACAUAAACUGUGUUCUAGAUAAAGGAAAGUGCACAUCUGAUGGAGCAGAACUUAAACGUGUUUUACCUGAUGCACUAAAAAGCGAUUGUUCGAAAUGCAGCGAAAAACAAAGAGAAGGCAGUUUAAAGGUGCUACGUCAUUUGGUAAAAAAUAAACGUAAUUGGUUUGACGAACUGAUUACUAAAUAUGAUCCUCAAGGUGCCUACAGGGCCAAAUACAAGGAGGAAUAUAAAAAAGAAGGAAUCGUAUUGUAAACUAAAUCUUGUUAUUUUUUGAAUUUUAUAAACUAU